Vigna radiata var. radiata (mung bean) is the source of this 3238-nucleotide messenger RNA. RefSeq lists its product as uncharacterized. The transcript is spliced from 2 exons. The record is from RefSeq and is a predicted model, not a curated record. Lineage: Eukaryota; Viridiplantae; Streptophyta; Magnoliopsida; Fabales; Fabaceae. The coding region runs from base 2252 to 3238 and encodes 328 amino acids.
GCCAAAGUCAAUACAGCCAGGGAAUAAUAUUAAAGCAGCAAAUAUUUAUGUUAAUUAAUAUGUUAGUUAAAGUGGUAAACACAUUCUUCUAAUUCUGCUCCUCUUACAAUUUGCAACAUGUUUCUAAUUCUGCAACUUCUAUUUUGCAUUAUUCUGCUCCUUCUUCUAUCUACCAAAAUUGUGCAGAAAACAUAAAUAUAUUUCCUCUUCUUCACCAUUGUGUGCAGAAAAUUCUACUACUCCUAGCUCACCUCCGGAUUAGAAUGUUCAUUACUUGUGCGAAAACGAGUUUAUAACACAAGACUUUUACUAUUACGCAAUAGUGCAAAAUAUACUUUUUAUAACUAACUUUUAUACCUAUUUAAAUUCAUAAGGUAUACUGUUCAAAUUCAUCAUAUAUAAAAAUUGGUGCAAUGACAGUGUUUCGAAUGUAGGACUCGAGCCCAAACGUAAUUCAAGCUGUUUUCUAUAAAAAUUGGUACAAUGACUGUUUCGAAUGUAGGACUCGAGCUCAAACGUAAUUCAAGCUGUUUUUUUGUCAAGUCUUUUCGAUUCUUCUUAUACCAAUCACUGAUCGGUUGUGAUCAUUACAUUAGUACUCCCAAAUCAGCAUAGUCACAAUAAGAUCAGAGAAUAUGUAAUUUGGUUAAAAAAGAUGUCAUACCUUGCUAAUUACUUCUAUAUUUAUAGGCACAGGACUGGAAUAACGGAAAUUAAACUAUCUGUAACCGUUGAUUCGUUGUCCCGCAAUAUCCGUAAUAUUCGUCCACUAAUUAAGGUUGUUGCUAACGUGUCCGAAAUAUUCGCUCCACUAAUCCUGCCAUUUUGUCUUACACUCCUAGCACGUUUCCUUUAUUCAACUGAUUAGCUCAUCAACCACAUCGAUCAAUCUUAUACUCUUCCUGUUCGGUUCCAUCGCUUGUAAACUCUUAUUGUUUUGCCCAGUUGUGCUGAUCUGCCCCCUUAUACUACAUAAGCUCCCCCAAACCCUUAGCGUUUGUCAAAAGCAAAGGGGUUUAAUAGGUGUCUGACGAGGAUGACAAGUAAAUAAUCAUGAAAUUGUGGCACUGAGAUUAGUUCGACAUGAAUGGCGAAGAUUAAAUCUCCUGUCCAUCAAUGCUGAAUUUGAAAAGACACUCAUUUUCUGCCCUUAGAUCCCCAGCUACAGACGGUUGUGAUCAUCCCAUAUAACUGCUUUCCGCGACUAUAAAUAGGUGGAGGGCCCCCAUUCAUUUGUGAUAUUUGUUACUUUCUAAAUUUGCUAACCGAUCCCCUUCUUUCCGAUCCCCUUCUUUCGCAUCCCGAUCGUCUGUUUCAAGGUAAUGUCUCUAUCUUCUCACUCAUCCAAUGGGUUUAAGGACGGUGGUCGGGGGCAUGCUGACGAUGAGGCAGUGUCAUCGUCAUCGUUCGACUUUUCGUCCUCAACCUCUUCCCGUUCAUCCGGCUAUGAGGUAGAGUUUAACUAUGAUAACUCUCGCACUUGGACUUCUAUCGUUCCUCCUCCAAUAGUGCAAGGGUAUGAAUGGGCCCCUCACGAAGUUAAGAAUUACCUUCCUUACUUUACUACCACGGCCACCAUAAGACAUUUGUUGCAAAGAGUUUAGCUGACCUAAGGGAUGUUGAUGAUUAUACUUUUGUUGUAUGUCGUUCGAAUGAACGAGCCUGUCAUGGUCGGGAAGGGUAUCCAACAGAUUUUUUUUAUGUGUACAUAACACUAUUCCGUAACUUAGGUAUAAAGCUCCAUUUCUCUGAUUUCCAGAUGGGUGUAUUAAGAGAAUUAAAUAUUUGCCCGGCUCAAUUACACCCGAACGGGUGGGCUUUCAUGCAAGCCUUUAACGUUCUAUGUACAGGCUUAUUAUUAACCCCCACCCCUGCUUCUUUUCUUUAUUUCUUUCGUGCGUUUCGUCAACCGAACCGAUCUUGGGUAUCCCUACUUCCUGUUAAAGAUAAACAUUUAUUCACCUCCUUCAAUUCUUCGUAUAAAGAUUGUAAAUCUAACCUUUGUAAAAUAGCCAUACGAGAGGCCGGUCGGCCAAAGUAUUUUUUUGAUAAUGGCCAGCCAAAAUUCCCCUUAUACUGGACUGAAAACCCUAAUAGGGUGGACUCCUAGGCUAAAACAGAAAUGACUGAGCAUGAUCUAGACGUAAUUUGUCAAAUCGAUCUACUGUCCCAGAAGACCCCGUCCCGCAAGCUCAUAAAUUUGAUCGGGAGAGACACUCUACGCGCUAGAGUGUUUGAUCUUUCUGGAUGAAUGGAACAACAUGAAUUGUUCGCUCGUCUAAUGGCCUGCAAAAAGAAACUGGCUAAGGCUACGGAAGGAACGUCCUCUCCUAUUCCUUCAACAGGGUCAUCCGCUAUCGUUCCUCCUUCAUCAAUGAACCCUACCCUGACACUUACUGAUACUAAGGAAACUGGCACUAAGGUAAGACCCGCCGAUCCAGAGGUCCCCAAGAACAAAACCAAGAGAAAAACCCAGGAAAAGUCUCAUUCUCCCCCUAAGAGGCGGAAAACAAGCACUCCUUUGCUCACCGGGCCCUUAGACCGGAACGUUCAUGUGGUCGAUCGUCUACAAUUUAACUUGAACGCCGAGGAGAAAAAACCUUUUAAGGGUAUGACACCUAGCGAAUCAUUGAACAUGGCUUAUGAACUUAUUGCUCGAGCCAGUGUUUGCUUAAAUUAUACUGCUAGAAUGAACAAACCUAUGCUAGUGACUGAAUUAGAGACUACCAUGAAAAGUUUAGAGGAGACAAAGAAGGAGAAUACCGCCCUCGCCCUGCGUAUUGAUGAACUGACCAAAGCUGCGAAAAAUGAUCGAGUAAAAGCAGACAACAAGUUGAAAGAGUCCCGAAAGGAAACAGUUGCACUGAAGUUAUCUGUUGACACUUUAAAACUAGAACUUCAGAAGGCUACUACAAAGCAGGAAAAGCUUAUUAAAGAGAAAAACGUUGCGCUUACUGAACGAGAUGGCUUAGCAACCGAGAAAGCCACGUUGGAAGAUCAGGUGUGCCAAGAGCGUGAGCUUGGAUUUAAUCAAGGGAUUGCUCAGUGUCACUACUUUUUCAAGACCCCUUUAGAGCAUCCUAAUUUUGAUAUAAUGAAAGUAUGUUUGGACGGGAAACUCGUAGACCUUGCUGAUCAAAUUGCCACUACCCCCGAAGGAGUUGUUGUGAUCCCAACCGCUCCCCAGGAUAUUCUCACCAAAACUUCCACUGAUCUCUCCUUCAAUGUAAAAGAAUGA